Monopterus albus (swamp eel) is the source of this 1610-nucleotide messenger RNA. Its product is annotated as protein FAM181A. The record is from RefSeq and is a predicted model, not a curated record. Bases 167 to 940 code for a protein of 257 amino acids. Lineage: Eukaryota; Metazoa; Chordata; Actinopteri; Synbranchiformes; Synbranchidae. The transcript is spliced from 2 exons.
UCUACAAGGAGUUUAUAUUUAUCCAACUUGUGUGCUCCUGCUGCAGCGUGAGGACAGUUCUGCGCUUUUAUUCUGGCUUCGAGAGGGUUUGGAUUCAUCCAGCAGUGAUCUCGAUGAUGGACUGCGAGUUCUAACAUGGACUGAUUUGUUUAAAGUUGUGGCAAAAAUGGCAGAUAGCGAGGUCAAAACCUUGCUGAAUUUUGUCAAUUUGGCAUCCAGUGACAUCAAGGCCGCACUGGACAAAUCAGCUCCAUGCAGACGCUCUGUGGAUCACAGGAAAUAUUUGCAGAAACAGCUAAAGCGCUUCUCUCAGAAGUACUCCAGAGUACCAAGAUGCCACACACACAGGUCUGCAGAGUACGGAUGCACCAAACCAAUGGGGACUGUUCAACACAGUGUGAAGGUCGCAGAAAAGGCCCAUUCAGAUGCACAAGAUGUGGAGAACAUGGGCAGCGCAGUGGAGCAGCUGCCCAUGAGGAAACGCCAACUACCAGCCUCGUUUUGGGAGGAACCCAAGUUGACCCAAACUGAGAGAGAGAACUCAUAUUUAGGAUUUAAAAAGAGUCCGGGGGGCACAUCUGAGGGUGGUGAAAAUGAAAAGAGGAAAAGGAGUUACGAUGAAGAUACAAAGGUCACGCUAUCUGCGCCCAGUCGGCGCAUCUUUGCAGACAAAGAGACGUUGAAAUUGGACCUGACCUCUCAUCACUGUGUGAGCGUAUGCAGCUGCUGCCCCUUCCAGUACCACGGACACCAGGUCCUCCACAGUCACAUUGUUGUCCCCCAUCCGCCACUGGGACUGUGGAGCAAAGCAGCAGGGACUGAGACAGGAAGACCUGAGCAUUCAUUUGGACAGAAAAUUCACACACACGUUGUGGUUAAACCAAUACCGACCAAACCCACCGUCCAGUCACCAAUCUUCAGUGUGUUUGGAUUCAUUUAAUUACUCUGCUAAUGAACCCAUCUCAUUCAAAAAUGUAAAUAGGACUAAUUAUUUUCAUUUUGUGUUCUACACAGCUUCUUCCUCUUUCGGUAUUUGAACAUGAAACACUUUCUCAAGCACUUACUGAAAUGCUUCAUCUAUUUUUAUUGUUGAAAUCUAAAGGACUAAAUUGCACUUGCAGAAUAACUUCGUCUCACUUUUUCCAUUCUGAUGCCACCAAGUAUUUAAACACUGACAGUAAAUUAAAAGGUCUUUAACUUUAGGUUUCCACAGAGAAUGGCAGUUCUUUUUUAAGUACCAAAAGUCAUGCAAAUGAAUGAACGCAUCCUGUUUUAGUUUCCUCUUUCAACAGCGAGAACAGAAUGUGGGGCAUAGAUCUUUCUCUUUGUUGAAGUAAUGGGUGAUGGGCAGAUCUGAAGCAAUGCCUUUUAUUUUUAAAUAAACGAUUCAACAUCCCUCAAGAAAUUCGUUGGGCUUUAUAUCAUUUUUACUUUCACUGAAGGUUUCUGUGAGGAAAAAAACAUUUUAAAUGACAGAUCAAAAAACUGUAUUGUCACAUGACAUAUGUUAUAAAUAGAUCAUUUAUGCAUAGAGACCCGCUCUGACAGGGCCAUUUACAGACUCAGGAUAUCAGACACAACUAAAAAAAGACCUCCAAAAACAUAUUUAG